AUGACAGGUCGUCCUCCGCAACAGGGCGGACCGCCACCCGGUGGCCAACGCCGCCUCUCGCAGGGUUCCCAGAGCGGUGGACCUCCUCGCGGGAUGGCUCACCAACGUGGCACGUCGCAGUCUUCCCAACAGGGGCGCCCCCCCAACCUAGAUGUUUCCCAGCAAAUCCCGUCGGGCUCGCCUGGUCCGUCUAGCCCCCGAGGGGCGCCGAACCCGUUUGGACCCGGUUUGGGUUUUGAUCCCGCCCGCAACAAGAUAGAAGAAGCGAAGCGCCGGGAAAAGGUAGUUCCCAACCGGAUGGACCUGCCGCCUGAGGCGUACAGCAUGGCACGUUUAUUUCCUGUUUCCCUUCUUUUUUCUCCUGCCUCAGAUGGCAAGAAGCCACUCUUUGCUGCCCGCCCGGGCUACAACGAGAAGGACAAGCCUCUCAACAUUCGGGUGAACCAAUACCGAGUGGAACAGACCAACAGUGUCACUGUGUACCAAUACGCUGUGUCGCUGGUUCCUGAGCCACCCAAGGCCAUCGUCUACAAGAAGUGCUGGGCGUCUCAUGCUGUCCAAAAGCAACUCGAGCGACAGCCCCAGGUCUGGCUCUACGACGGGCGAAGCUUGGCCUGGUCUAUCUGCAACCAGCCUGGCCCCGUCAAGAUUGCGAUUGACCUGGAUGCCGAGGCCGGCAAGACAACCCGCCCGGGGCAUCCUAAUCAGUAUAUCAUGCUGAUUAGGCAGACAAGUGCCAUCUACCUGGACAGUCUGAUGUCGUACUUGCGUGGGAAGAGCGGGUGGGAUACUCACAUCUUGGAGUGCAUGAACUUUUUCGAUCACGCCCUCCGUCAGAAGCCGUCGCAGUCUAUGACUGCUAUCCGUCGUAAUUUUUAUCACCCGCAGUCGCCGAAGCGCGAUCUCGAUGGCACCAUCUAUGCCGCAAAGGGCAUUUACGCAGCGUUCCGGCUCUCUGAGUCGGUUCGCACGGGUGGCAGCGGUCUCGGUAUUAACGUGGACGUUGCCAACACCACGUUUUGGAAGGAUCAAACUCUUGACAAGCUUGUCAUGAACCUGAUCAACAUUUCCAGCGACAAGUGGAACGUUCGCACUGCCACAGAGGCCGCGCAGCUUUUGCGGCCCAUCCAGUGGCACCUGAACACCAAGCUCAAAGAGCCGACCAUGUCCGACGCCUUCAAGGUCAUGCGUCGCCUCCACAAGCUGCGCUUCAAGGUCUUUCACCGGGGCAAGACUAACGACUCUAAGAUUUACACAAUCGCCCGAUUUGCCUGGCACCAGAGAUUCAUGUUUGAGGGUGCGACGUCUGAGACCUACACGUUCACGCUUCGUAAAACUGGAGAGACUCGGACAGUCUACGACCACUAUCUCAAACAAUACGACGUCCCACUUCAGUACCCGAAGUACCCAGUCAUUGAAACAACACGUGACGGGGCGUUUCCUCUCGAAGUCUGCCAUAUCCUGCCCUGGCAGCGCUACAACUUCAAGCUGAAUGGGCAGCAGACGUCCGACAUGAUCAAGUUCGCUGUUACGCGGCCCGCUGAGCGUGCCAAAAGCAUCAUGGAAAACGUGAAGCGACUUGGUUGGGACUCUGACGAGUAUCUGCGCGAGUUUGGCAUCCGUGUCAACCCCGACAUGUCCAAGGUGCAGGCCCGCCUCCUCAAGCCGCCUGUUGUGAGCUACAAGAACGGCAACGCCACCCCUGGCACAAGCGGACGGUGGGAUCUCCGUUCGAAACUGUUCUACAUCAACAACAAAGGCCGGGAGUUGCGUUCGUGGGGAGUUGCUGUGGUGGACAAUUGUAUGGACUUUCCAGCCGUUCAGAACUUCAUCCGCGUCUUUACCAAGACCUUCAAGGAUCACGGUGGCCUUGUCGAGAAGAACCCACACUUGAUGAAAUUUCCCCGCGGCAAAGAUCUGGGUGACGCGUACCAAGAGGCGUACGAUGCCACGACAAAUGCCAACGGCGGAGAGGAUCCGGUCAUCAUGUUUUGGAUUCUGCCUUCCAAAAACUCCUUUCCGUAUUACCGCUUGAAGAAAAACGGCGAGUGUCGCUACGGCAUGGUUUCUCAGAUGCUGAAUGCAGCGCAUGUUGCCAAAGCCCAGCCCCAGUACUGUUCCAAUGUUUCGAUGAAGGUCAACGCCAAGCUCGGUGGUACCACCUGCCGCGUUCCGGCAGAGGGCGGAUCUCCUUCUGCGCCGGCAUUUUUCAACCAGCCUACCAUGAUCAUUGGUCUUGAUGUGUCGCACGGCUCAACCAACAUGAAAGGCGAGCUGGAGCCCUCCAUGGCCGCCAUGGCCGUGUCGUGGGACAAGGACGCCGCCAAGUACUCGGCAUUUUGUCAGACCAAUGGCUACCGCCAAGAGAUUGUGAAUCCAGUUCGGAUGACCAGCAUGUUUGAAAAGGCACUUCGGAAGUGGACCGAAACGCUCAACUGCAAGAUGCCUGCACAUGUGUUCUACUUCCGUGACGGUGUCAGCGAGGGGCAGUUUAUACAAGUGAUGGACUUUGAAGUUGCCCAAUUAAAGGAAAUCUUCCAGAAGCGUUGUGGUCGCGUGCCGAAGUUCACCGUUAUUGUGGCCACGAAGCGUCACCACAUCCGCUUCUUCCCAGAGCCCAGCUCUGCCGACCGCAAUGGCAACCCACUGCCUGGUACCCUGGUGGAAAAGGAAGUGACCCACCCUUUCCACUACGACUUCUACCUAUGCUCGCACACUGCCAUCCAAGGCACUGCACGCCCAGUUCAUUACCACGUUAUCCACGACGAGGUCAAGAUGCCACCCCAUCUUUUGCAAAAAAUGAUCUACCAGCAGUGCUACCAGUAUGCGCGCUCGACAACCCCGGUGUCUCUACACCCGGCGGUUUACUAUGCUCAUAUAGCUGGUGACCGUGCUCGGGCUCAUGAAAACGUUGAAUCGGAUCGCAAGGACCCGGAGCUCAUCAAGAAAUCGGUGGAGAACUGGACGGCGAAGAAGUCCUCGGGAAGCAUCACGCAUCCGACGGAGUCUCUUCCACUUCUGCCAUUCGGUGCCAAGGAGUCCCAUGAGAAGAAUCGCAACUUCACGCCGUGGACGAUGUGGUUCAUCUAA
Messenger RNA from Sporothrix schenckii 1099-18, 3090 nucleotides. RefSeq names its product argonaute. Lineage: Eukaryota; Fungi; Ascomycota; Sordariomycetes; Ophiostomatales; Ophiostomataceae. Gene Ontology annotation, molecular function: protein binding; RNA binding. Bases 1 to 3090 code for a protein of 1029 amino acids. The record is from RefSeq and is a predicted model, not a curated record. The transcript has 4 exons.